UCGAAUGAGGAACAGCUCCCGAGACUGAACGUUACAGGUGGGAGCAGUCCACGGGCGCAUUGUCCUUUCAUCCAACUGCUGUCACUAAGUCACUAGAAUCUCUCACUGUGGGAUUCCUGUUUUUGUUUUAAAAAGCUGGACUGGCUGAAGGGGUUAGCAGGCAGGAGUCCGGAGCAGUUAUCUCUGCACCGUCUGGGCUGACCCUCCCCACCCCACAGCGCCCUCUCCCCUUUGUGAGCUCCCUCAAAGGCCAAGCCGGGACCAUGCCCCCAAGAACCCUUCUGCACAAAGUGACUGCCCGAUCAGUGCAUCAACAGUGAAGCCAGAGACUACGUUAUGUCGAGGUAACGGUCGCGGUCUUCGCCCGCGAGACAGCGAGGGGGCCCGGGUCAGUGUUACUGAAGAGGGUUGGACAGGGGCUGGGGAGGUGUCCGGAGGGACAAAGUUUGCUUUAAGCCGCUCUGUGACUGGGUAGUCAUGGCUGCAGAGAUGGCCAUGGGACUGGCCAAGGCGGCCGUGAUGAAAUUCUCCGAUGUGAUCGGUGAAAGAACUAAGCAGAUAAGCGGAGCGAUGCAAGAACCGCGUCGGCAGCGAAGAAUCAUGCUGGUGAUAGUGUGCAUUGCGCUGCUCUUAGACAAUAUGCUGUACAUGGUCAUUGUUCCGAUUAUACCGAACUACCUGGAAACUCUCCGAACUUACAAAGUGGUCUAUGUCACUUCAGCUUCCAAUGGAACCAAUGGCUCAGCUCUGAAUUCCAGCCAGCGAGCCAUACUGUACAGAAACCCCAAUGCAAACGAAGACAUACAAAUCGGUGUGCUUUUUGCUUCCAAAGCCAUUCUGCAGCUACUCGCCAACCCGUUGACUGGCACUUUCAUUGACCGUGUGGGCUGUGACAUCCCUCUGUUCAUCGGGCUGAUCAUCAUCUUCCUCUCCACCCUCACCUUUGCCUUCGGCGAAAGUUACGCCAUGUUAUUCGUGGCCAGGAGCCUGCAAGGUUUGGGCUCUGCAUUUGCAGACACCUCGGGCAUUGCAAUGAUCGCGGACAGGUACACGGAAGAAUCAGAGAGGAGCAGCGCCCUGGGCAUCGCCUUAGCGUUCAUCUCCUUUGGGAGUUUAGCGGCGCCCCCUUUCGGAGGGAUACUGUACCAGUUCGCGGGCAAGCGCGUCCCCUUCCUGGUGCUGUCGUUUGUCUCCCUGCUGGAUGGGAUCUUGUUGCUGACGGUGGUGAGCCCUUUCACCGGCAGAACCCGGGAGAACAUACCGCAGGGCAGCCCAAUCUAUAAACUCAUGAUCGACCCUUACAUCGCUGUGGUGGCCGGGGCCCUGACUACCUGUAACAUCCCCCUGGCUUUCCUGGAACCCACAAUAUCCAAUUGGAUGAAGCAGACAAUGAACGCGAGUGAAUGGCAAAUGGGGCUGACGUGGCUGCCAGCGUUUUUCCCGCACAUCCUGGGUGUAUAUCUGACUGUUAGACUUGCUGCUAAAUAUCCCAACUACCAGUGGUUCUACGGGGCCAUCGGCAUGGUUAUAAUCGGUGCUAGCUCGUGUACGGUUCCAGCUUGCAGGAAUUUCGAAGAACUCAUCAUCCCAUUGUGCUCCCUGUGUUUUGGAAUAGCGCUAGUGGACACCGCCCUGUUACCCACCCUUGCCUUCUUGGUAGAUGUUCGCCAUGUGUCAGUGUAUGGCAGUGUGUAUGCCAUAGCCGACAUCUCUUAUUCGGUUGCUUAUGCCCUGGGACCUAUUGUGGCCGGCCAGAUUGUCCACACUCUGGGCUUUGUACAGCUCAACCUCGGCAUGGGCUGUGUCAACGUCCUGUACGCGCCCACCCUCCUGCUGCUCAGAAACGUGUGCCAAAUGAAACCCUCGCUCUCCGAGAGAAACGUCCUUCUGGAGGAGGGACCCAAAGGGCUGUACGACACCAUCAGAAUGGAAGAACGCAGCACCGGGAAGAAAGGGUAUGGCAGCUCGGCCGGGAACUACUCCACGGCCGGGGGCCUGGAUAACAUCGGGUUCGAGAGCUCCAGGAGAAACCAGCUUCUGUCUGAAGAUGAUUCAUCGGGUAGUGAUUACAGCUAACCUCGGCACUCUUCCACAGCUACAUCUUCCAAGGGCAUAACGCUAAUGAGAUGCAACAUCCCAUUGCCCGUUUGUGAUGUACUAGGUGUCUAAUAUAAGCAUUAAUCAUUGCCCGUGAAUUACUUUUGUACAAUUUAUGUAAUCGCUUAUUUCACUUGUUUUAAGGGGGUGGAGAAUGGGAUAAAGAUGGAAAGAUUAUAAUCCUCAUUCUGCCAGAACACAGCAUUCCCUCAUAAACUCCAUUUGCCACCAAUCUAUUUAACUGAUAUCCAGCGCUCCAUUUGCUGAAUUGUAUCGCUAUGUACCGGUUUUAGUUUGUAUAUCUUUGUGAGGAGUAAAUCGUUGUAUGUAUUUAAACAAAAAUCAUGGAUACAUUCAGGGAUCUGACGGGAAGCGAAUAAUUGUAUAUACUGUGUGUUCCUUAGAUUGUUCUCCCAAAUCAUUUGAAUUGAAGCAGGAGUGAUUGUGUAUUUUUCUCGGAGAAUAAUCUCUGUAUGGGACUACCUGUAUUCCGACCAUUGUCUGCUGCUAUAUUAUAAAUACAAUGUCAGAUUAAA
Molecule: messenger RNA, 2633 nt
Organism: Rhincodon typus (whale shark)
Lineage: Eukaryota; Metazoa; Chordata; Chondrichthyes; Orectolobiformes; Rhincodontidae
Product: vesicular acetylcholine transporter
Exons: 1
Coding region: 478-2076 (532 amino acids)
Biological process (GO): chemical synaptic transmission; transmembrane transport
Cellular component (GO): AP-2 adaptor complex; terminal bouton; AP-1 adaptor complex
Molecular function (GO): acetylcholine transmembrane transporter activity
Source: RefSeq, a predicted model, not a curated record